AUGGACAGCAUAGCUGCCUCGACGGCCGGGCAAAUGGAUUCGGCGUGCCUAGGCGACACCGAGCGCACGCCACUGCUGCUCCCCAGGAACCACCGCACGUCUGUUGCUGGCUCUACAUUCGCUUCAUUUGGCGACGACACCACACAGCAGACCACAUCGAUUGUCACGCGCGAAGUCAAGCAUGUCGCAGAUAGCUUCAUCCGGUCACCUGGGCGCAACGAGCUUGGGGGCAUUGGGCUGGCGCACAUGGUGGUUAUUUUGACUGGGUACCCAGUUCUGUUCAGCGUUCUCAACUGCCUGGAGACGUGUGCCAGCCAGGCGUACACCUCUGUGCAGCCGCAGCUCGUCGGCGCCUACUUUGUCCAGGCCAUGCAGGUGCAGUGGGCCAUGGGCCUGGUCCUGGGCGCCCUGUGGUUUUCUGCAGAGCCCCUACUGACCCAUUUCAUGCACGGAACCAACCUGGAAAUGGUUGCGAUGGCUGCCGCGUACCUGCGCUGGUACUUUGUGCCGUUCAUGCUUUUUGGCACGCUCAUGUGUGCCAAGCAGCUUCUUUUCUCUCAAGGCGUAACAUACCCCCUGCCUUACCUGACUCUCUUGGGCACCGUGGUCACUCUGAGUGCUCAGUAUUUACUCGUAUUUUCACCUUAUUUUUCGCUCGGCGUGCGUGGCAUUGCGCUGGCAAAUGGCCUGAGCUACUUGGCUAUGCUGCUGGCUACCUUCUGGGUGGUGCGCCGCCACAAUGUGAGCCGGAUCUGGGGCGGCCUUCGAGUGCGCGCGCCCUGGAAAUCCUUCCUGCGCCUUAUGCCGCCCAGUCUGGUCCUGACUGUAUUAUCCACAGGUACCAGUGAGUUGAUCACCAUGGCAGCAACUCAGCUGGGCGGCAGCAGCUUGACCAUCCAAGCCGUAAUCUCAGCACUAUCUCGCAUGUUCAUGAUAGCCUUCUCCAGCAUCGGCGUCGCUGCUCUCAACCGCGCUGGAAAUCUUAUUGGUCACCGCUCUGUGCGUGGCGCCAAGAUAUCUUCCACUGUUUCGCUGUGCCUCGGACUGAUAUUUGCAUUCUUGGGCGCGUUUGCUAUUCUCUGGUCGCCCGAGACGUGGAUCCGCAUUUUUACCAACGACGAGCAGACUGUGCAGGGAGCCAAGGAGGUAUUGCCCGUGGCUAUCUUGGCUGCUUUCGGCGCAGGGCAAGCAGGCUUUGGCCAUGCGCAUCAAUUUGUCAUGCUGUAUGUCGUUGGCCUGCCGCUGGGGUAUUACUGGGCUAUAGUCUCAGGCCACGGCUUGGUCGGCCUAUGGAGCGCGGUUGCUGUCGGCCAGACGUGCACUGCGCUCGUCGAGGCUGUCGUCAUGUUAAAGACCGACUGGGUUCGAUUGGUUGACUAUUGCACUGAGACCAUCAUCAUGCCGUGA
Molecule: messenger RNA, 1407 nt
Organism: Kickxella alabastrina
Lineage: Eukaryota; Fungi; Kickxellomycota; Kickxellomycetes; Kickxellales; Kickxellaceae
Exons: 3
Coding region: 1-1407 (468 amino acids)
Biological process (GO): transmembrane transport
Cellular component (GO): membrane
Molecular function (GO): antiporter activity; xenobiotic transmembrane transporter activity
Source: RefSeq, a predicted model, not a curated record